AUGUUCCUCUUAUUUCUCCUAACUUUCUCCAACUCCAUUUUCGCAACGAAAUCAGAACAAACUGAUGUGGAGUAUCUCACAUCUGUGAUAAAUAAUAUACGAUUCGAAUUCGCCAAAAGAUAUGAAAUCGAAAAUAUGAAAAUGUUGCGGUAUACCCCGAAAAUGGCGAAAAUUGCAAAACGAGUUGCCUCAAAACUCUCAGGUUCGGAAGUUUCUGAAGAUGUAUUAGAUCUUGGAAUUGUACCCUUUGAACAUAAUAUUUUCGAAGUUUCACUUCACGAUUUUUUUAUUUCACCGAAAGAUUUUGUCACUUUUCAAGAGUUAAUUAAUUACUCACUUUCAUUAUCGAAACUUGUUUUGAUCAAACGGCUAGAUAAAACGCCUGUUUAUGAUCGAGAGGAGGCUCGAAAUAAACAUCCAGCAGCAUUUCAAUUGAUCUAUUAUAAUGCUACUCAAGUUGGAUGUGAUUUCACGGAAGGAAAUAUUUUGAUUUGUAAAUUUGACAAAGCUCCAAAAGUUGGUGAACGAAUUAUUAAAGAAGAUGGGAGUUUUGAGAAAUGUGAAGAUGGGUUUGUGAAACAUAGAAAUGGAUUAUGUGUUAAAACAAGACAAUCAGGGAAACAGUCGGGAAAAGAUGACGAAUUUUAA
Molecule: messenger RNA, 648 nt
Organism: Caenorhabditis angaria
Lineage: Eukaryota; Metazoa; Nematoda; Chromadorea; Rhabditida; Rhabditidae
Source: the annotation of a GenBank genome assembly